Echinostoma caproni is the source of this 1140-nucleotide messenger RNA. Lineage: Eukaryota; Metazoa; Platyhelminthes; Trematoda; Plagiorchiida; Echinostomatidae. The record is from the annotation of a GenBank genome assembly.
GUAUCACGCUUUUUGCAAGGAUACGCCCGAACUCACUUUAUUUCUAUCAUCCAAAAACACAUCAUGUCUCCAGCAUCCACAGUUCCCGUCAAGCCCGUUAUCGGAACACAUAAUGGUGCCUUUCACGCGGAUGAAUUGGUCGCCUGUGCAAUGCUUAAACAAUUACCGGAAUAUAAAAAUGCGGAGAUUGUGCGCACCAGAGACGUGGAUAAGUUGGCCGAAUGCUCAAUUGUGGUCGAUGUGGGUGGUUUGUUCGAUCACACGACCCGCCGGUACGAUCAUCAUCAGAGGGGAUUUAAUUUGACCCUACGCGACUUUCAUCCGUCCACUAAAUGGGAUAUUAAAUUGAGCAGUGCCGGUCUGAUAUAUGUGCAUUACGGUCCCAAGGUUCUCGCUUGCAUCACCGGUGUGCCGGAGGUCGAUCCCAUGAUCGAUGUGUAUGCCGCGUUCAUCUCCGAGAUUGAUGCAAUUGACAAUGGUGUACAGGAGACCGACUCGGUCCCACGUUAUACUAUUCACACAGGUUUGAGCAGUCGCGUUAGCAUGAUGAAUCCACAAUGGAACAAGCCCGACAUGGACGAAAGUAUAUGCUUCACCAAAGCUCUUGCUAUGGUUGAAACGGAAUUCGUCACGGUUGUGAGAAAUUUCGCGGAAGUAUGGUACCCAGCUCGAGCGGUUGUGGCCGAAGCGAUGAAAGCUCGACGCUCGGUGCAUCCGUCCGGUGCUGUGUUUCUGUUGGAGCAAAAUGGUUGCCCCUGGAAAGCACAUGUGUUGGAACUGGAACGUUUGGAGUUGGAAGAGAAGAGCACAUGCACUGAAUUUGAUUUGUCCGAUCGGGCCUCUGUCCGCGGUCGACCGGUGUAUUGCGUGUACAAGCGGAAUGAUGGGUCGUGGUCCGCACAGGCGGUCCCCGUGUCCGAGACCGCCCAGUUCUCAAGCAGAUUACCGUUUCCUGAACCAUGGCGGGGCUUGCGAGACGAAGAGUUGAGUAAAGCGGUCGGUCUUCCCUUGUGUAAAUUUGUACACGCUUCUGGUUUCUUGGCCAUCCACCAGACGUUUGAAGGAAUAAUGGAUCUUGCGUGCAAAUCGUUGAAAAUGGCCAAAUUGAUCAAUGAGGAUGAUGAAGAUUGUGUCGCUUAA